Molecule: messenger RNA, 2882 nt
Organism: Scomber scombrus (Atlantic mackerel)
Lineage: Eukaryota; Metazoa; Chordata; Actinopteri; Scombriformes; Scombridae
Product: zinc finger protein 41-like
Exons: 4
Coding region: 390-1388 (332 amino acids)
Biological process (GO): regulation of transcription by RNA polymerase II
Cellular component (GO): nucleus
Molecular function (GO): DNA-binding transcription factor activity, RNA polymerase II-specific; RNA polymerase II transcription regulatory region sequence-specific DNA binding
Source: RefSeq, a predicted model, not a curated record
AUGACGCUGACAGAAGAGCGGAGAAGGAUCAAAUUCAGAUUGAUGAAACGCAAAGAGAGCCUGAAGACACCCCCAGGCAAACGUCUCAUUUUCCUGAGAUUGAUUUUGAAGUACCUGACGACUGGUGUGCUCCUCUGGGCAGCGAGAACUUGACAAAGCAGCAUGAUAACGUGUGUCCCAGCGUUAGACUGCGGCGGCUGUCUAUUCCACUGUGGCACGUUCCAAUCAUCAAGAAGGAGGUCAACCAUGUCAACCAUGACAGAGACUCCCACCGGCCAACAGAGGCAGGCAGGAAAUCCAAGAGAAUUUCCUCAUUGAAUGAGAGCAAAAAACACACUCAGGACAAAAGCCCACCAGGAAGAACCCAACGUCCACCAGUAAGAAGUGACAUGAAACAAUUGCUCCAAGAGAUCAAACAGGAAUAUACUGGCCCAGCAGUCAACACAGGUCAAAGAAGAAGAGGGCGAAGUUUAACAGGAAAACAGCCAGAAAAUGUUACAAAGCGCAAAAGUGAGGGGAGAAAAAACGCAGCACCUGAGCCUGUGUCUAAACAAAAAGGGAUGGUGGGAAACGGUGGAAAAUGGUACUCAUGCAAGUUUUGUCAUAAGGAAUUCGAUACAGAGGUCAGCCGAAAUGUACAUGUACAAUCACACAAAAGAUGCCGGGGAUGCCAAAAGUUGUUCCCUUUUCCGAGCGGUCUUGUGUAUCAUAAAAAAUCUUGCCAAAAACUCAAGAAACUUUUGCCAAAAGGAUCUGAGUCAUGUGACAAAGAAAAACUGUCCAUGCCGAGCAAAAAACAGUAUAUCCUUAAAAAGGAACACACGCCUUCAUCUGACAACUGCAGUGAGUCCGCAAGAAAGCACAAAGACCAAAUGAAAUCCAAAGGAGACCUUGGAUGGACCAGGCCUUUAGAGGAGCUUGAAGAUAACGGAGAGGGUUUGAUUUUUCCCAAAAAAGAUGCAAGCAGCACAGCCAACUUUAACAAUGUACAGAGAGAACACAGUUCAGACACAAUUCCCAGAUGGCAAACAAUGGGCACAUGGGGCCCUGAUGGUUACAGCUGCUUAAGGUGUCGGAAACUCGUGAAAAAAAAAAGCCUGUUGAUUGAACACUUUCACAUCCACACAGGAGAGAAACCCAUCAAAUGUGAGAAGUGCCCUAAAAGAUUUCGUACCCGUUCACAGCUAUACAAGCAUAGAAAAAGAUGUCGUUUUCCUCUGAGAAAUAUCCUGUGUCAGCAGUGUGGGAAGAAUUUCCCCACACAAAGAGAGUUAAAUAGGCAUUUGAUUCAUUUUCACAGUGACUGGCCUCAUGUCUGCCAGGACUGUGGGAAAGGCUUCCUCAUUGAGGGACGCCUGAAGAAUCAUAUUGAGCGUUUCCACACAUAAACUUGUGUGGUGCGGUUAACAUCUAAAAACUUCUGAUUGAUGGGUUUUUCCUGUAUUUACGACUGAAUGCGUCUGAAAUACGUCUUCCAUUGUUUAAAAUCGUCAUUUAAAUCUAAAGUAAGAGCCAUGAGUGUCAGUGUCAGACCAUCAGUGUGUCUGUCUAUGUACAGAGGGAUCCAGUCCACCACAGAAUACUCUUGUUAUGUCAUGAUCACCAUUAUUAAAGUUUUACCCGGACAUUUCCUUGACAAUAUUAAGGAUCUUUUCACAAAUUGGAUGAAAAACAUGCUUACAGAGAGAAGGAUAAAACCUUUUACAAUAGAUAUGACACAUAUUGUGAUAAACUAAUAUUUUUCUAAGAAAAUUGUAUGAAGAAAGCUUUGUUAGAAAAAAGUAACAUGAUGGGAAUGUGUUACUAUGUGAAAUACCUGGCAAAUCGAGGGUUUUCGUCAUAUUCAAGACUUAGUUUAUUUUAAUUUUCUUGCGUGCCUGUGUACUUAAACAAAAUGCUGCUCCUUUCAGCCCACAGCAGUGCGACGACAACAGAAAGGAUAGAUUUAUAUCUUAAAAAUUCCCUUAAAAAUUAUAGAAACAUAAAGUUACCAGCACAGCACAUUAAAGUUAUGCAAUAACUAUGUAAAUCUGAGAUUGCCUUAAAACAAACCUGCUCUUUGAACACUAUAUUGGCCUAAAAAAAACCCCAAAGAAUAGCUACCUCGGUAAAAAGUGUAUAGCAAAAUCUCUACCAGUUGAAAGUCUUUGCUGCCUUGUGCUAUCACCAAACCCUAUUUUUGUAUUCAAGGAAUGUAAAUGUUCAGUUGCUGUUUGGUAUCAGUUCUACAAGAUUUAGCAAGUGAGUUGAGAAACUUGCUCAAAUAAUCUUUAGGUCAACUCUGGAGAUAUUGGCUGUAUUUAAUGGACAAAAUGUAUCCUGUAAUCUACUGUUAGUUGAAGGAUAUGUGAACAUUUUAUUUUUGACUUAUUGCAUUCAAAGUUAUAUUAUAUCAUUUGAUGCCUGAGUUCUUAAACAAAGGUGAAAACCCUGUAUAACAGUUUCUUAAACUGUUACAAAAUUUGUAACAGUUUAAUUUGUUAAACUGUUAAUUUGUUACAGCAAUGUUCAGUUGCAGUUUGGUAUCAGUUCUACAACAUUUAGCAAGUGAGUUGAGAAACUUGCUCAAAUAAUCUUUAGAUCAACUCUGGAGAUAUUGGCUGUAUUUGUUGGACAAAAUGUAUCCUGUAAUCUACUGUUAGUUGAAGGAUAUGUGAAAAUUUUAUUUUUGACUUAUUGCAUUCAAAGUUAUAUCAUUUGAUGCCUGAGUUCUUAAACAAAGGUGAAAAUACUGUAUAACCGUUUCUUAAACUGUUACCAACUUUGUAUGGGUCAUGUUGUUUUUCAUUGAUCCACAUGCACAUGAUGGAAAAUUUACUAUCGUUGUUAAUUUUUCAUUGGAAAAAGUGUCCUUGGUGUUGCCAGAUUGUUGCCUCAAUAAA